CCAUCUCUCCCUCUGCGGUUCCCGCAGACCCGGGCUGCGGCGACGUCCGGAGACCCCGAGCCGCGGCGCCCGGCAUGCCCUCUCCUGUGAAGGCGUUGGGGCAGGCCAGGCCCUCGGGUGCCAGUAUGGCCCCACAGGCCCGCUGCUGCUCCCCUGCGGCCCUGCAGAGGCGGCUGCCCAUCCUGGCCUGGCUGCCGGACUAUUCGGUGUCAUGGCUGAAGAUGGACGCCAUCGCCGGACUCUCCGUCGGGCUCACGGUCAUCCCGCAGGCGCUGGCCUACGCCGAGGUGGCUGCCCUCCCGCCCCAGUACGGCCUCUACUCUGCCUUCAUGGGAUGCUUCGUGUAUUUCUUCCUGGGCACCUCCCGGGACGUGACCCUGGGCCCGACGGCCAUCAUGUCCCUCCUGGUCUCCUUCUACACUUUCCAUGAGCCUGCCUACGCCGUGCUGCUGGCCUUUCUGUCUGGCUGCAUCCAGUUAGCCAUGGGCUUCCUGCGCUUGGGCUUCUUGCUGGACUUCAUCUCCUGCCCUGUCAUCAAAGGUUUCACGUCUGCUGCCGCCGUCACCAUUGGCUUCGGGCAGAUCAAGAACCUCCUGGGACUGCAGGGUAUCCCCAGACAGUUUUUCCUGCAAGUGUAUCACACCUUCCGCAACAUCGGAGAGACCAGGGUGGGCGAUGCCGUGCUGGGGCUGGUCUGCAUGGUGCUGCUGUUGGUGCUGAAGCUGAUGCGGAACCACGUGCCCCCCGUCCACCCUGAGAUGCCCCCCGGCGUGCGGCUCAGCCACGCGCUGGUCUGGACGGCCACAACAGCUCGCAACGCGCUGGUGGUCUCCUUUGCCGCCCUGGUCGCGUACUCCUUCGAGGUGACUGGAUACCAGCCUUUUGUUCUAACCGGACAGACGGCCGAGGGGCUCCCUCCUGUCCGCCUUCCGCCCUUCUCGGUGACCACGGCCAACGGAACAGUUUCCUUCACCGAGAUGGUACAGGACAUGGGGGCUGGGCUGGCCGUGGUGCCCCUGAUGGGUCUCCUGGAGAGCAUCGCGGUGGCCAAGUCCUUUGCGUCUCAGAAUAAUUACCACGUUGACGCCAACCAGGAGCUGCUGGCCAUCGGCCUGACCAACGUGCUGGGCUCCCUCGUCUCCUCCUACCCGGUCACAGGCAGCUUUGGGCGGACGGCUGUGAACGCUCAGUCGGGGGUGUGCACCCCAGCAGGGGGCCUGGUGACAGGAGUGCUGGUGCUGCUGUCGCUGGACUACCUGACCUCGCUGUUCUACUAUAUCCCCAAGUCCGCCCUGGCCGCCGUCAUCAUCAUGGCCGUGGCUCCGCUGUUCGACGCCGGGAUCUUCGGGACGCUCUGGCGCGUGAAGAGGCUGGACCUGCUGCCCCUCUGCGUGACAUUCCUGCUCUGCUUCUGGGAGGUCCAGUACGGCAUCCUGGCCGGGACCCUGGUGUCCGCUCUGAUCCUCCUGCACUCUGUGGCCAGACCCAAGAUGCAGGUGUCAGAGGGGCCGGUGCUGGUCCUGCAGCCGGCCAGCGGUCUGCACUUCCCGGCCAUCGAGUCCCUCCGGGAGGCGAUACUGAGUCGGACCCUGGAAGCGUCCCCCCCGCGCUGCAUGGUGCUGGACUGUACCCACGUCUGCAGCAUUGACUACACCGUGGUGCUGGGGCUCGGGGACCUCCUGGGAGACUUCCACAGGCACGGCGUCACCCUUGCCUUCGUCGGCCUGCAGGUUCCCGUUGUCCGUGCCCUGCUGUCCGCUGACCUGAAGGGUAUACAAUACUUCUCCACGCUGGAAGAGGCAGAGAAAUACUUGAGUCAGGAACCGGGGACCCAGCCCUACAACAUCAGCGAGGAUUCUGUUCCGGAACACAAGGUCGCCCUGUUGAAGGCCUGAUUGGGGCACCGACGGGCACCUGAUGCUCGGGGCAUCUCGAGGAAGGUUCCUGAUGCCGGGAUUCCGGAUGCCACCCGAUAAACACGCUGAGCUGAGGGCUCUGAGCAGGUGACCCUGGAAGGAGGAGGGAAAACCACACACCAGGAUCCACAGGUGGGACUCUCACUGCCUUUAUUUGGGGUGACUGAAUAUUUAUCUCCCUUCUGAUUCCUGGGCACGCACGUUUUUCUGAAGAGUGGUUUAAAGACAGCCUUCUAGAAUGACGGACCAUGUGAGAAAGAAGGGACGGAUUUCCACCCGGUCCAGGGGAGGGGUCUCCACGCCCCAGCACCUUCCUGGUUACAGGGGACGUUGGGAGUGGGCAGCUCGGAGGUGGGUUCGAGCCUUGGUGGCGGCAUCCGUAUUUGUCGUCGGGGAGAAAGCCAAGGUGUGCCAAAUGAUUUCAAAGUGUCUUGCUAAAAAUAAUUUUGUUGUUGUUGUUGUUUUAAAUUAAAAACGUAGCAGCUUUGGUGUUUUUGUAAAAAUCGGAAACGCUUCUUGUAAAAGCUGCAGGAGACGGUCUCCUGCAUCCACUUUGGCGGUAGUGCAGACCCCAUCUCCGCGGCGUGCGUACGGGUCCGUACGUCAGCAUGUGGGUGCGUGCGUUUACGGUCGUGCGCGGACGGGGUCCUUUCAUACGUGGUGCUCUGUGACCCGUACCUUUGUGCAGUCUUUGCUGUGAAUGACGCGUUGUGGUAAUAAACAGAACCGUGAUUUGCCGUG
Messenger RNA from Herpailurus yagouaroundi (jaguarundi), 2657 nucleotides. RefSeq names its product solute carrier family 26 member 11 (gene SLC26A11). Bases 75 to 1895 code for a protein of 606 amino acids. NCBI's taxonomy places the organism in Eukaryota, Metazoa, Chordata, Mammalia, Carnivora, Felidae. Gene Ontology annotation, cellular component: membrane. The transcript is spliced from 17 exons. Gene Ontology annotation, molecular function: secondary active sulfate transmembrane transporter activity. The record is from RefSeq and is a predicted model, not a curated record. Gene Ontology annotation, biological process: sulfate transmembrane transport.